AUGCGACAAUCGAUGCGAACUGGAGCUAUUGCAGCUCUUGCUGCUUCUGCAGCAAAUGCCGCCUCCCUUACCGAUGUUUGCACUGUUGCGAAUGUCCAAGCUGCUCUACCAGCAAACGGAACCUUGAACGGCAUCAACCCAAUCUCAUCUUCCGUUACUGCCAAUGCAGUUUACAAUGCCACAGUUAGCUCUGCCACUUACAGCUACUGCAACGUUACCGUCUCCUAUGCCCAUCCCGGUAAAGAUCAAGUCGUUGUUUGGUACAAUUUCCCUAGCCCAGAUAGUUACAAGAACCGUUUCUACGUCGCCGGUGGAGGUGGAUACGCUCUGAGUGCCGACCCCACUGGAGGCUUAAUCUACGGUGCUGUUGGCGGUGUCACUGAUGCAGGUUAUGAUGCUAUUAGUGGUAUCAAUCUCGAUAGUGUUGUCUUAACUGGAAAUGGAUCCAUCAACUGGGAUAACAUCCACAUGUUCGGAUACCAGGGGCUUGGUGAGAUGACUCAACUUGGAAAAGCCAUCUCUCCAUCGUUCUACGGUAGCAACGCAAGCGCAAAACUACAUACCUAUUAUGAGGGAUGCUCUGAUGGUGGACGUGAGGGUAUGUCCCAAAUUCAACGUUAUGGUGCCGAGUAUGAUGGUGUUAUUACUGGUGCCCCGGCUUUCCGUUAUGGACAACAACAAGUGAACCACUUAUUCUCCAACGUUGCCGAGGUGACGAUGGAUUACUACCCACCUCCUUGUGAAUUGGAAAUGAUUGUCAAUAUGACAAUUGCUGCUUGUGAUCCUCUUGAUGGCCGUACCGAUGGCGUCAUCUCCCGGACUGAUCUUUGCAAGCUUAAUUUCGACAUGAACAGCACUAUUGGUACUGCUUACUAUUGUGCAGCCUCAACUAGCAGCUCCCUUGGAUUUGCUUUCGGUCAAAAAGCCAAGAGACAAAUGGGUCAAGCUGCUGCUGACACCCCCGUUCAAAACGGAAUUGUCUCUGCUCAAGGAGCUGCUCUCGCUGCUCGUCUUUGGGAUGGUAUGUUCAACUCCGAGGGAGAGCGUGUCUACGUUCCAUGGCAAACAGGCUCUUCUUUUCAAGAUGCUACAACCACUUAUGAUAACACCACCGAUUCAUGGGGACUCAGCAUUGCUUCUACCGGAGGAGAGUUUGUAACCAAGUUUAUACAAAUGGUUGAUAUCGAUAACCUUGCUUCGCUUGAGACUGUUACUUACGACACCCUCCAAGAAUGGAUGCAAGAAGCAAUGGUAAAAUACAUGGACACUUUACAAACCACCCUGCCUGAUCUCUCUGACUUCCAAUCUAACGGAGGAAAACUCAUCCACUACCACGGAGAAUCCGACGACAGUGUCCCACCCUCUUCUUCAGCCCACUACUUCGAGUCCGUCCGUUCCAUCAUGUACCCCAACCAAGCCUACAACGAGUCUGUCGCCUCUCUUAAGGCAUGGUACAAGCUCUUCUAUGUUCCAGGAGCCGCCCAUUGCAGCACCAACACUCUUCAACCCGGUCCUUACCCAGCUGAUAACAUGGCUACCAUGAUGGAUUGGGUUGAGAAUGGUAUUGAGCCGGAGAGACUCAAUGCUACUGUCGCCAGUGGUACUUAUGAGGGAGAGGUUCAAAAGCUUUGCGCUUACCCAUUGAGACCUAUCUGGGAUGCCGAGGGUACUUUGUCGUGUGAGUAUGAUCAAGCUUCCAUUGACAGCUGGACUCAUACCUUUGAUGCUUUCAAGCUCCCUGUCUACUAG
Molecule: messenger RNA, 1749 nt
Organism: Sclerotinia borealis F-4128
Lineage: Eukaryota; Fungi; Ascomycota; Leotiomycetes; Helotiales; Sclerotiniaceae
Source: the annotation of a GenBank genome assembly